This is a messenger RNA of Propithecus coquereli (Coquerel's sifaka), 3872 nucleotides long. RefSeq names its product phospholipase C, beta 1 (phosphoinositide-specific) (gene PLCB1). NCBI's taxonomy places the organism in Eukaryota, Metazoa, Chordata, Mammalia, Primates, Indriidae. The transcript has 32 exons. Gene Ontology annotation, biological process: memory; lipid catabolic process; phosphatidylinositol-mediated signaling. Gene Ontology annotation, molecular function: phosphatidylinositol-4,5-bisphosphate phospholipase C activity; calcium ion binding; calmodulin binding. Gene Ontology annotation, cellular component: nuclear speck; cytoplasm. The record is from RefSeq and is a predicted model, not a curated record.
CGAUGAGCCCAGAUGGCCGGGGCUCAACCCGGAGUGCACGCCUUGCAACUCAAGCCCGUGUGCGUGUCCGACAGCCUCAAGAAGGGCACCAAAUUCGUCAAGUGGGAUGAUGACUCAACUAUUGUUACUCCUAUUAUUUUGAGGACUGACCCUCAGGGAUUUUUCUUUUACUGGACAGAUCAAAAUAAGGAGACUGAAUUGUUAGAGAUGGCAGUCUCUAUGGACAUUAAAAGUGAGAGGCAUUGCUUGGCCCCCAAAGACCCCAAAUUACGUGAACUUUUGGAUGUGGGGAACAUCGGGCGACUAGAGCACCGCAUGAUCACCGUGGUAUACGGGCCUGACCUCGUUAACAUCUCCCAUCUGAAUCUCGUGGCUUUCCAAGAAGAAGUGGCCAAGGAAUGGACAAAUGAAGUUUUCAGUCUGGCAACAAACCUGUUGGCCCAAAACAUGUCCAGGGAUGCAUUUCUGGAAAAAGCCUAUACUAAACUUAAGCUGCAAGUCACUCCAGAAGGGCGUAUUCCUCUCAAAAAGCAGCAAAGACCUUUGCAAAUCUUAGUCAUGACAAUGAACUUUGAGGCAGUUAUAAAUGCUGGCCAGCUGGCUGGAAACUCCUCCGUUGAGAUGUAUCGCCAAGUGCUCCUGUCUGGUUGUCGCUGUGUGGAGCUAGACUGCUGGAAAGGACGGACUGCAGAAGAAGAACCUGUUAUCACCCAUGGAUUCACCAUGACAACUGAAAUAUCCUUCAAGGAAGUGAUAGAAGCAAUCGCGGAGUGUGCAUUUAAGACUUCACCUUUUCCAAUUCUCCUUUCAUUUGAGAACCAUGUGGAUUCCCCAAAGCAGCAGGCCAAGAUGGCGGAGUACUGCCGACUGAUCUUUGGGGAUGCUCUUCUCAUGGAGCCGCUGGAAAAAUACCCACUGGAAUCUGGAGUUCCCCUUCCAAGCCCUAUGGAUUUAAUGUAUAAAAUUUUGGUGAAAAAUAAGAAGAAAUCACACAAGUCUUCAGAAGGAAGUGGCAAAAAGAAGCUCUCGGAACAAGCUUCCAACACGUACAGUGACUCUUCCAGCGUGUUCGAGCCUUCAUCCCCAGGAGCUGGAGAAGCUGAUACAGAGAGUGAUGAUGAUGACGAUGAUGAUGACUGUAAAAAAUCUUCAAUGGAUGAGGGGACUGCUGGGAGUGAGGCCAUGGCCACAGAAGAGAUGUCCAACCUGGUGAACUACAUUCAGCCGGUCAAGUUCGAGUCAUUUGAAAUUUCAAAAAAAAGAAAUAAAAGUUUUGAAAUGUCUUCCUUCGUGGAAACCAAAGGACUUGAACAACUUACGAAGUCUCCGGUGGAAUUUGUAGAAUAUAACAAAAUGCAGCUCAGCAGGAUCUAUCCAAAAGGAACACGUGUGGAUUCAUCCAACUACAUGCCUCAGCUCUUCUGGAACGCAGGCUGUCAGAUGGUGGCACUUAAUUUCCAGACGAUGGACCUGGCUAUGCAAAUAAAUAUGGGAAUGUAUGAAUACAACGGGAAAAGUGGCUACAGAUUAAAGCCAGAGUUUAUGCGGAGGCCUGACAAGCAUUUUGAUCCAUUUACUGAAGGCAUCGUAGACGGGAUAGUGGCCAACACUUUAUCUGUUAAGAUUAUUUCAGGUCAGUUUCUUUCUGAUAAGAAAGUGGGGACUUAUGUGGAAGUGGAUAUGUUUGGUUUGCCCGUGGACACAAGGAGGAAGGCAUUUAAGACCAAAACAUCCCAAGGAAAUGCUGUAAAUCCGAUCUGGGAAGAAGAACCUAUUGUGUUCAAGAAGGUGGUUCUUCCUUCUCUGGCCUGCUUGAGGAUAGCAGUUUAUGAAGAAGGAGGUAAAUUUAUCGGCCACCGGAUCUUGCCAGUGCAAGCCAUUCGGCCAGGCUAUCACUAUAUCUGUCUGAGGAAUGAAAGAAACCAGCCUCUGACGCUGCCAGCUGUGUUUGUCUACAUAGAAGUCAAAGACUACGUGCCAGAUACAUAUGCAGAUGUGAUCGAAGCUUUGUCAAACCCAAUCCGAUACGUGAAUCUGAUGGAGCAGAGAGCUAAGCAACUGGCUGCUUUGACCCUGGAAGAUGAAGAAGAAGUAAAGAAAGAGGUUGAUCCUGGGGAAACACCAUCAGAGGCUCCAAGUGAAGCCAGGACGACUCCAGCAGAAAACGGGGUGAAUCACACUACAUCCCUGGCACCCAAACCACCCUCCCAGGCUCUCCACAGCCAGCCAGCUCCAGGUAAACGAUCUGAACAGAGAGCUCCAGUGAAGGGUGAAGACAAUCUGCAGUCUGUAAUUACAUAGGUGGAGGCGCAGACCAUCGAAGAGCUAAAGCAACAGAAAUCGUUUGUGAAACUUCAAAAGAAGCACUACAAAGAAAUGAAAGACUUGGUUAAGAGGCACCACAAGAAAACCACUGACCUUAUCAAAGAACACACUACAAAAUAUAAUGAAAUUCAGAAUGACUACUUGAGAAGGAGAGCAGCUUUGGAAAAGACUGCCAAAAAAGACAGUAAGAAAAAAUCAGAACCCAGUAGCCCUGACCAUGGUUCAUCAACGAUUGAACAAGACCUUGCUGCCCUGGAUGCAGAAAUGACCCAAAAGUUAAUAGACUUGAAGGACAAACAACAACAGCAGCUGCUUAAUCUUCGUCAAGAACAGUAUUACAGUGAAAAAUACCAGAAGCGGGAACAUAUUAAACUGCUUAUUCAAAAGUUGACAGAUGUUGCUGAAGAGUGUCAGAACAAUCAGCUAAAGAAGCUCAAAGAAAUCUGUGAGAAAGAGAAGAAGGAAUUAAAGAAGAAAAUGGAUAAAAAGAGGCAGGAGAAGAUAACAGAAGCUAAAUCCAAAGACAAAAGUCAGAUGGAAGAGGAGAAGACAGAAAUGAUCCGGUCAUACAUCCAGGAGGUGGUGCAGUACAUCAAGAGGUUAGAAGAGGCACAAAGUAAACGGCAAGAAAAACUCGUAGAGAAACACAAGGAGAUACGUCAGCAGAUCCUGGAUGAAAAUCCCAAGCUGCAGGUAGAGCUGGAGCAAGAAUACCAAGACAAGUUCAAAAGACUGCCCCUAGAGAUUUUGGAGUUCGUGCAGGAAGCCAUGAAAGGGAAGAUCAGUGAAGACAGCAAUCACGGUUCUGCCCCUCUCUCCCUGUCCUCAGACCCUGGAAAAGUGAACCACAAGCCUCCUUCCAGUGAGGAGCUGGGAGGAGACAUCCCAGGAAAAGAGUUUGAUACUCCUCUGUGAUUGUUCCUGCCAGGCCUUCAGAAAAUGCAUGGCCACUCAGGCACCAUUGGACUCCCUCUUAUUACGAAGAUCACUGCCCAAGACCAUCUUCCUGAGAAGCAUCCCUUAGCCUAAAAUCCACACCAAAGGGAGAGUUUCGGAAGAUUCCAUGCAGGAGUCCCCUGCCCAGGCUCCAUUUGUCAUGUGGAAGCUACUGCAGGUCUACUAGUGAAGAGUGCAUGUUAUGUGAGAUUUUUGUUUUUUUUCCAAUAAUAAAUUGAAAGCAAGCAAUUUGCAGGCUCCAUGGAACAUUUAAUGAAGGACAUGUCUUCUUUGAAGAAAAUUGAGCUCAUGUUUUUAUUUGAAGCUCUAGUGUAAAGUAUUUCAAAGUAAUAGAAAUAGUUUGAGAAAUGCAUAGCAUCAUUUAACACUAUCGAACAGCCGACUUUGAGCAUUUUUUUUCUAACUGCCCCUCAACUACCAUAUCUUCAGGAUAACGUGCAUCUUAAAUGGUUUCAUCCUUUGCUUUGCAAGCACUGAUGGCUUGCAGUCUGCUAAUUUAUUUAUCGUAGAGGCAUCAGUGUAUUUGUUGCUGACAUGGUUUUAUUAAAUACAUUAGUGAUUCAAAUAAGCUGGCUUUCUUUUUGGGAAAA